Dermacentor andersoni is the source of this 757-nucleotide messenger RNA. It is a transcript of the gene p23, whose product is annotated as cytosolic prostaglandin E synthase. The record is from RefSeq and is a predicted model, not a curated record. Gene Ontology annotation, biological process: protein folding; chaperone-mediated protein complex assembly. Gene Ontology annotation, molecular function: Hsp90 protein binding; protein-folding chaperone binding. Lineage: Eukaryota; Metazoa; Arthropoda; Arachnida; Ixodida; Ixodidae. Gene Ontology annotation, cellular component: nucleus; cytosol.
AAACGCGUGCACAGACACACGAGUGGCGAGGGAGCGGGAAAGGCUAUUAGUCAGCGUGAGAGCAGCAUCGCCAAGUGUGAAGGAUGACAGGCGAAGCCGCAACCACACCUCUUCCAGUUCCCCCUGUACUGUGGGCACAGCGCAAGAAUGUAGUCUAUGUCAAAGUGGCCCUGGAGGACUGUAAAAACCCAACCAUAAACUUGACUGCAGACUCGUUACACUUCAAAGGAACCGGAGGAGUAGAAUCCAAGCCGCACGAAGUGAUGCUUAGGUUUCUGCAUCCUAUCAAGCCAGAAGACAGCCGUUAUGUGGUGCGGCCGCGGGGAGCCGAAUUCGUGCUGGCCAAGGCAGAAGAAGGUCCCUUCUGGAAGCGGCUGCUCCAGGAUGAUGUCAAGCAUCACUGGCUAAAAGUGGACUUCAAUAAAUGGGUCGAUGAGGACGACUCUGGUGACGAGCUGGGUGCAGGUGGGGGUGAUUUCGAGGAGAUGAUGCGCUCCAUGGGUGGCCUUGGUGAUGAUGACACACCAGACAUGGAGCAGACGGGGGACAGCGAUGAUGAAGAAAUUCCAGACCUGGAGAGCAGCAGCAGCAACAACAAAGAGUGAGGUCGGCCCCCAGCCUGUCGCCAGUGGCAGUUCCCGCGUGUACAGACAGCGCCAACAUCGGCCCCCUCCAUCUAACCGUUCCCCCCCCCCCCCCCCCCCUGUUCAUUUUGUUUUGCUACAGCCCACCAAUAAAGGCACCACCACACCCAUAA